This is a messenger RNA of Macrosiphum euphorbiae (potato aphid), 2706 nucleotides long. The record is from the annotation of a GenBank genome assembly. Lineage: Eukaryota; Metazoa; Arthropoda; Insecta; Hemiptera; Aphididae.
AUGGUUUCCAAACUUAUAUAUGCCGCCUUAUUAUCAUCAUUUUUAUUCACUGUCAAUGGGCUAUACGAAGACCAGGCUGGAAAAUUUGACUGGAAACAAGAUUAUGUUGGUGAAGUAAAAUUUUCAUCAAUCGAUGUUGACGUAACAACAAAAAGGUUAUAUGUCGCAACUGAGAAAAAUGUUGUUGCUUCUUUAGCUAUAGACACUGGUGAUAUUAUUUGGAGACAAAUUUUGGAAAAAGGACCCGAAGGUAGUGUUGAACUAAUACAUCCAACCAAAUCUAAAAUCAUUACAGUUAGUGGAGUUGAUGUAAUCAAAGUUAGAGGAUGGGAUGUCAAAGAUGGAUAUUUACAUUUUGAAUGGAGUACAGAGUCUAGUUAUGCCCUGUAUUUGUUUGUAUUUAACGGACUCCUUCAUAAUGUGUAUUAUUCAAACAAUUUAAUAGCUGUUGACACCUACCAUUUAGAGACCGGUGUAAAAGGAAAAGCUACCUAUACUUUUCCUGCACAUUGGUUUAGUGGUUCUGAUCGUUGUGCAUUAUCCUCUGGAAGUCUAGCCUGUCUUGAUGUAGAUGGAAAAUUAAAUAUUGGAUCAUUAAUAAAAUCUAAUACGGAUCGUUUAGGUCUUGAUAUGAUCGGAGAUAAAAUUGAGGCCAUCCCUGGAAGCCCAAUACCUGCAUUUAUUGUUACAAAUAAAAAUGUAGAAAAAUUAGUUUAUGUCAAAGAAAAUAAAAUUCUUGUACGAUCUUCAACAUCCAGAUCAUCAUCGUUUAUAUAUACAUAUAUGGCUGACAGGCAAUAUUUAUUACAAAUUUCUUCACCUAUGCAAGACACCAUUGUAACAGAAGGUUCGAUAUUAGAGGAUUCUACUGUUAUUGAAAGUUUGUCAUCAAAGGAGUCUAAGAGUUCUUUAAAAAUUUCAAAUCCAAGAAUAUCUUCUGCAUUUUGUGGACGUAGUAAAGCAAAUACAGUUAACUGUGUUGCUUUAGUUUCAACACAAGAUCAAUCAUUAAUGCUUCUUAAAAUGCCAGGUUCAAUAAAAUGGCACAGAGAAGAAUCUUUAACUAAUAUUAUAAAUGUAGAGUUUGUGGAUUUACCAGUUUCUGAUAUUGAAGCAGCAAUUGAAAAAGAAUUUGGAAACAAAGAAUCAUUUUUGGAUCACAGUGUAUCAACUGGCGCUUUCAGUAUGUUUGUUCGACGUUUGUUCAGUCAGUUACAACAAUUACGCACUCUAUUUGCAACUGUUCUUGGAAUAAUUGAAUCACCUUCUGAAACGACUGGAACCAAAAGUAAUCUAGUUCGGGAUCAAUUUGGUUUACAUAAAAUUAUUGUAACUGUUACUAGUGCAGGAAAGAUAUUUGGAAUUGACAAUUUAAAUGGUGAAAUUCUCUGGUCUGUUUUGUUGUGUGGUGUUGGAACAUUUUAUGAAAACAGGGUUAAUGGAUUGCCAUCAGCUCCUAUGCAUUUACAAAGAAACUCAAAACAUUUAUCAUAUUCACCAAUGUGUACACUGUUAUUGAAAAGCGAAAAAAUACAGUUUGUUUACAUUUACCCAAUUAAUGGUGAAUCCAAAAAUGGUGUUACACAAGUUCCAUACAGAGUUGUACAAGCUGUUCCUCUUCCAGUUUUGAAUAUUGAGAUGGUCCGUAGUCUAAUAUUGUUUGACAGUUCCAAUUCACCUCAUCUUUAUCCUGCUGAUACACCAUUAUCCUCUAAACCACCUCCAUUGUAUAUAUACAUUGCUAAUCCUACAAAUGGAUUAUUGCAAGGAUUCACUGUUAAUGUACCAAUCUCAGGAAAGGAGCUUUCUGCUAAAGAAGUUUGGAAAACACAAUUCAAUAAACCUACUCAAAUAAUAGCGAUUGGCUCACGAGACGCUAUGGAACAUGUACAUUCUCAGGGUAGAGUUCUGAGUGACAGAAGCGUUUUAUACAAAUAUAUCAAUCCCAACAUGGUGGCUAUUUUGACGUUGGCUCCUGAUACAACACAUAAAAGUGUUUUGACGUUGCAUUUGUUGGAUGCAGUCAGCGGUAUAAUUAUUUACUCUGUUGUUCAUAAACGAGCUUCUCAUCCUAUACAUUUGGUUCAUUCUGAAAAUUGGCUAUUAUGUUCCUAUUACAAUGAUAAAACUAGACGAACUGAAAUAGCAUCUUAUGAGCUGUACGAUGGAAAUCAACUUUCAAACUCUUCAGAUUUUUCUUCCGUUGGAGGUAGUUUAAUCCCCCCAAUUGUAGAAAAGCAAGCUUACAUACUUCCUGGAUUUUUACAAGCCAUGAAACCAACCAUCACUGAAAAAGGAAUUACCAGCAAACAUAUAUUAAUGGCUACUACAACUGGUCAUUUAUUAGAAGUACCUUGGGCAUUUUUAGACCCUCGUAGACCAUUAGGUGAACCUAAAGAAGAAGGAGCGAUACCGUACAUCCCUGAACUUCCAAUGCCAUCUGAAUCUAUGAUCAAUUAUAACAAAAGUCUUAUGCGAGUUGAUGGUAUAUACACUACACCCAGCAGUCUAGAAUCUACAUGCUUAGUUUUUGUUUAUGGAUUAGAUUUAUUUUAUACAAGAGUGGCUCCUUCUAAAACGUUUGAUGUACUGAAAGAAGAUUUUGAUUAUCUAGUAAUAAUUAUUGUUACCCACAUUCUUUUAAUAAGUGCUUAUGUAACAAAAAACCUUGCCUCGCAAAAAGCAUUAAAACAAGCUUGGAAAUAA